CGGUAGGUGAAGCGCGUUUUUCAAUUUCAAACCCUUUAUUCAUCUGCUUGGAAGUGCCAAAGGGAAAAAUUUUUGGUUAAAUUUUUCAUCCAGCCAACAAUUACUUCAUCUCUUACAUUAUUUUCCAACAAAAAUCAAGGUUGAUUUGAAAUUACGCUUUGUAUUGUGUCCAUUUUGGAUUAAUUGUUAAUUGUGUUUUCCGUGAUCACCGGAAUAUCUAAAUAUGCUGGUGAACUCUGUAUCCAUAAAAAUUGGAUACCUUCUGUUAAUUACCUUCAAUGGGUAUCUGGUUAAUGGUGAAAAAGGUGGUGCCAAUAUUGUUGUUCAAGGUAGAUCCGAAGGGCACGGAGGUGGUGGCUCUGUCAUUGUAAAUUCACCCAAAAAGGGUCCUCAAAAUAUUGUGGUUCGUGAUUACAGAGGAACCGUUGUGUUAAAUAGCCAUAAGAAAGGUGGAGCCAACAUUGUGAUCAACAGCCACGAGGAAAAGAAACCUCAUCACAGUCAUCACCAUCAUCCACCUCAUCAUCACCAAGCUCAUCAUGGUUAUGAAUCUCCAAAGAUGAUGCCCAUGUUAGGCGAAUCUGGUUCCUCAUCAGCGUCCAGUCCAGCUUAUGGUUCAAGAACGGUUAAACCAUACGAAUCGGAGGAAGUGGGAGAGGAACAAGUUGAACCAACCGUGGCAAGGAAGCGAAAGGGAAAUAACGCCAUUAAACUAAAGAAGAAGACUAAAAUUAUUCAAGAACAAAGCGACACUGAAGAAGGUACAAGACCCAAGAUUCGUGGUCGAGCAAAAGGUGACUCUGAUGAAGCAGAAACUGAGCCCGAAGAGGAUUCAUCAGAUGCAUAUUCACCUUCAAAUGCUGAAGAGCAUCCAUACUCUAAUUAUCGAGACAGAUCUGGAUCUCAAUCAGGUAGAAAAGGAUUGAAAGAGUUGGAGAAAGGUAUUGACUUUGGAGUGGAUUCACAAAUUGAACAACAAAUUGGACAAGAUUUACUUGGACAGUUGACUGCUGACGAAUCCUCUGACUCUGGGUCUUCUUCCUCGGGUUCAUCUUCUGGUGAUACCUUUGGCUUAACUGGAGAUUCAGAUUCUGCUGGUUACUUUACAUCUUCAUUACCAUCCAGCGAUACUUUCAAUUCAGACACUUUAAAAGGCCUUUCUCUGAGUGACGCUCUCUUUGGUUCAGACAAGGAUACAAGCUCUGCAGGUUCAGGGUUACUAGAUUUACCUUGGUCAACAAAAUAAUUCCUGUAAAAUGGAAACUGAAAAUCAUGAUUGCUCAAAAUACAAUUCGAGUUCGGGUUCGAGUUUAGACUCUUGUCAUCCUUUAAAACACUUUUUCUUAUCAUCUGUUGCAUUCAAUUUCAUUCCUGCUUUUGUUCAUUUCUCACUAUCAAUUUUUCUAUUCAUUUUUUAAUUAUUCUGAAUAAUUCUUUUUUUUUCUUUUAAUGAAAUGUUCCACCUGAAAGGAAGAUAAUUACAUGUAAGAUGUUUAAACUCCAAAAGCAAUCGAGUCUGAGAUUUUAAUAUUGAGGAAAGGAGAGGCAACACCAUAUAUGAUAACAAAAAUCAUCGACAAAGAAAAUAAAAGUACAAGAUAACAAGUUACCAAUCACAGUCUGAUGAUCAUCACAAAUUAAAAUAAUCAUCAUCUUCCUAAACGCAGACGAUAUUCAAUAUUCAUCAAGCAGACAAUAACACAACAGAGCAAAAAAUACAACCCGAUCAUUAUAAUUAACCUUAAUUUUCAUCUUUUGUAUCCGCACAAAACCUUUAUUUGAUUUAUUGAAGACAAUCAAUUAUCGCUUAAUUUACAAACCUAAAAAAAUAUAUUUUAAUGCCAAAGACAAGUUACAAACAAAAAAUAAACCUCGGACAUCAAAUAAUCAAAAACAGAAUGUUAAUCAAAUGUCCUUUUCUGGUUAUUUAUAAUAAACAACAAUUUUCCUUGCGAGGCCUUUCUUUGAUUCUCAAUAUCAGCUGAUUCUGAUGAAGAUUACUGUUAACCAUUUUCCGAAUUAUGUUUCACCAAUUGAUUAAAAUGUUGCUAACUUUUACAAUGAUUUAGUUUAUUGAUUUGUCUUUAAUUUUUGCUUGCAACAGUCAAGUUUCAUUUCAA
Messenger RNA from Tetranychus urticae (two-spotted spider mite), 2120 nucleotides. NCBI's taxonomy places the organism in Eukaryota, Metazoa, Arthropoda, Arachnida, Trombidiformes, Tetranychidae. The record is from RefSeq and is a predicted model, not a curated record.